Messenger RNA from Fulvia fulva, 1668 nucleotides. RefSeq names its product Carboxypeptidase cpdS. Gene Ontology annotation, molecular function: serine-type carboxypeptidase activity. Gene Ontology annotation, biological process: proteolysis. NCBI's taxonomy places the organism in Eukaryota, Fungi, Ascomycota, Dothideomycetes, Mycosphaerellales, Mycosphaerellaceae. The record is from RefSeq and is a predicted model, not a curated record. The coding region runs from base 1 to 1668 and encodes 555 amino acids. The transcript is spliced from 2 exons.
AUGAAGUUCUCGAUUCUGGCAUCAGCUGCGCUGGCCGCUGAUGGAGCACUGGCUCUGCAGAAUCCACACCGCAAGGCACCAGCGAAAGUAAAACGCAGUGCGGAAGCACGUCCAGAGCUGAACGCCAGAACAGCAGGAAAAGCUCCUCAGUACUAUACCGACAAGACCAAGAAGUAUGAGGUCAAUGGCACUGGCCUCCCUCAAGUACCAUUCGACAUCGGCGAGUCAUACGCAGGUACCUUGCCCAUCAGCAACAAUACCAACGAUGAGAACAGACUGUUCUUCUGGUUCUUCCCCUCUUCGAAUGAGAAAGCUUCGGAUGAGAUCACAAUCUGGCUGAACGGCGGUCCAGGAUGCAGUUCGCUUGAUGGUCUGUUCCAGGAAAACGGUCCCUUCUUAUGGCAGAGUGGUACAUAUGAUCCAGUGCCGAAUCCGUACUCAUGGACAAAUUUGACGAACAUCGUCUACGUCGAUCAGCCCAUCGGAACUGGUUUCAGUCCUGCAGCAAAGGGCGAGCCAGCCAAGAUCAAGAACGAGCAGGAGGUUGCCGAAGACUUCAUGGCUUUCUGGGAAAACUUUAUGACCACAUUCGAUCUUACCGACCGUAAGGUGUAUAUCACUGGCGAGAGUUAUGCUGGCCAGUACAUCCCCUAUAUCGCCUACUACAUGUUGAAGGCAAACGACAAAAAGUACUUCAACGUCAAGGGCAUUCAAAUCAACGAUCCCAGCAUCAACGAGGACAACGUCCUCAACGAGGCGCCGGCUGUCUGGCAUCUCAACGACUACGCAAACAUCUUCGGACUUAACGAGAGUUUCAUGAAGGAUGUCAACGAGCGAGCAGUGAAGUGCGGUUACAUUGACUUCAUGGAGAAAGCACUCACUUUCCCACCAACGGGACCACUGCCCAAUGCUCCCAAUGCCUCAGCCCCAGGGUGUGAUGUUUGGGGCGAUAUCGUGACUGCAGAGAUCUACGUGAACCCAUGUUUCAACAUCUACCACUUGACAGAUUACUGCCCGUUCUUGUGGGAUGAGCUGGGCUUCCCAUCACUUGGCUGGGGCCCAAACAACUACUUCAACCAGAGCGACGUACAGAAGGCCCUCAAUGUCCCGCCUACGAACUACGCCAUCUGUGGAAACCCCGAUCUUGGCUUGAGCAACGACCAGAGUGUACCCUCCGCUUUGGGACCUCUCCCACGUGUCAUCGAGAUGACCAACAAUGUCAUUAUCGGCCACGGCUGGCUCGACUACCUUCUUCUGGCCAAUGGUACUCUGGCGACCAUCCAGAACAUGACUUGGAACGGCAAGCAAGGAUUCCAGCAGCGACCUACUGAGGACUUCUUCGUACCAUAUCCGGACAACGCCGACGAAGUCAUUAGCGCUAUUCUGUACCAGUCCAACAUCCCAUCAAUUCCAUUGUACACAGUAUUGGCCGGCGCUGGCGUUGCAGGUACAACACACACCGAGCGUGGGCUGACCUUCGUUACGGUCAACAAUGCCGGGCACGAGAUUCCGCAGUACACCCCGGGAGCUGCGUAUCGUCAGCUGGAAUUCCUGCUUGGACGCAUCCCCAGCUUGACUACGGUUGGACCAUAUACGACGCAGAUUGGUAACAUGACGGCGAAGGGGAACUAUACCGCAUAUACAACUGCACGGAUUCGGUUUGAGUAA